Messenger RNA from Plectropomus leopardus (leopard coralgrouper), 4990 nucleotides. It is a transcript of the gene kdm4ab, whose product is annotated as lysine (K)-specific demethylase 4A, genome duplicate b. Gene Ontology annotation, biological process: chromatin remodeling; regulation of gene expression. Gene Ontology annotation, molecular function: histone H3K9 demethylase activity; histone H3K36 demethylase activity. Gene Ontology annotation, cellular component: nucleus; chromatin. NCBI's taxonomy places the organism in Eukaryota, Metazoa, Chordata, Actinopteri, Perciformes, Serranidae. The record is from RefSeq and is a predicted model, not a curated record.
AUGGAGGAUAGUGGUCUAUUCACAGGGGGCUUAGUUAGCAAGCUGUAUUAUUUCUCUCAUGUUCACAACUGCUGUUUCCAUUGAUUACGAGGUAUUUACAACGCUUAGGAGUAACAUCUGAAUCAACUGAGAGGAGGUGGAGCUACCAUUGAGUUUCGGGAUGGCGUCAGACGUGGCUUCCCAAAAUCAUGGUUCAAAGGGGAUCAUGACUUUUUACCCCACUGCUGAGGAAUUCAAAAACUUCAGCCGCUACAUUGCAUAUGUCGAGUCCCAGGGAGCACAUAAAGCAGGCCUGGCUAAAAUUGUCCCACCAAAGGAAUGGAAGCCCAGGAGCUCUUAUGACGAUAUAGAUGAUUUGGUGAUCCCUGCACCCAUUCAGCAGGUGGUGACGGGCCAGUCGGGCCUUUUCACACAAUACAACAUUCAGAAGAAGUCCAUGACCGUGAGAGAGUUUCGCAAGAUUGCCAACAGUGACAAGUUCUGUAGUCCACAUUACGAUGAUUUUGAGGAGCUGGAAAGGAAGUACUGGAAGAAUGUGACAUUUAACCCUCCCAUAUAUGGUGCAGAUGUUAAUGGAUCUCUAUACGACCCUGGAGUCAAGGAAUGGAACAUUUGCCAUUUGGACACCAUUUUGGAUACUGUUGAACGUGACAGCGGCAUCACUAUUGAGGGAGUUAAUACACCGUACUUAUAUUUUGGCAUGUGGAAGACCACCUUUGCAUGGCACACUGAGGACAUGGACCUCUACAGUAUCAAUUACUUGCACUUUGGAGAGCCCAAGUCAUGGUACUGUGUUCCUCCAGAGCAUGGGAAAAGACUGGAGCGUUUGGCUAAAGGGUUCUUUCCUGGUAGUUCCCAAAAUUGUGAGGCUUUUUUGAGGCACAAGAUGACUCUCAUCUCUCCCUCUAUACUGAAAAAGUAUGGCAUUCCGUUUGAAAAGAUUACUCAGGAGGCUGGUGAGUUCAUGGUAACUUUCCCCUAUGCCUACCACGCUGGUUUCAACCACGGUUUUAACUGUGCAGAAUCCACCAACUUUGCCACAGAGAGAUGGAUUGAAUAUGGCAAGCAAGCAGUUUUGUGCUCGUGCCGUAAAGACAUGGUGAAAAUUUCCAUGGAUGUAUUUGUGAGGAAAUUCCAGCCAGAGCGCUAUGAGCAGUGGCUGGCAGGGCGAGAUGUGGCACCCAUUGACCACACACGCCCCACCCCAGAGGCGAGGGAGUUCCUGGGAGAGUCCUUCAAUGACAUCACCAGCAGCAGUAACAGUAACUCCAUGGAGAACUGUGGGGAGGACGGAGAGCGCAAGAGCACCACACAGAGGAUAGAGACCAAGAGACACAGAGUGUGUCUGGAGGUGCCUGAAGAGGUUGUUCCCAAGGAUGAAGAUGAAGAAGACAUGGAGCAGUAUGGGAAGCGUCCCAGGCUGAGCCUCAUACCUCCACGUCAUACAUCACAGGAUGGCAAGAGAACCAAAGGCCCACCAAAGUUGGUUGUAACACCAACCAAGCUCACUUUAUUGGAUCCAUUUCACAGGAGCUUGACCCAAAGUAACAAUGAUGUGAGCCGUCCCCCACAUUAUACAAAGACUCGCGCACCUGCAAUCUCAUCUCAGUCCCAGCACAGAAAUGGACAUCUGUCAGUUUCAGCGACACCAACGUGGACGGGAGCCGUCGCUCAGCCUGCCCGCAAAAUGGGGGUAGCCAGCCUGCUCUUCCACAGGACUCUGAGUCCAAAAGACACUCUCCAAGUGCACAGCUACACUCUAGAAAAGCAGCAGCAGCCUCACACACAGCUGCAAGUCCACAGCUACGCCAGAGAGCAUCAACCCCGUCAUCUCCAGCUCAAAACCUGUACGCCAUCACACACACAGGUUCAGUCCUUGCCUCAGGCACCAAGCUGUGAAAUAAGGGAGCCACAGCCAGAAUCCAAGAUUGUUUUUACCGAAGCAGCACCGAAUCAAUCAGAAGCGCCGAGUCUUGUUGAGCAUGACCAAAAGGAGGAAAAACCUGAAAUAGCAAUGUCUGUAGAGCCUCAAGCUGAGCUGGAGAAACUUGAGCCCACCAGCGAGUUUGAUCCCUCUGAAACUCCAAUACAGCUCGACGAGAUUGAGUCUCCUAAGAACAACAAGCGAAAGAGUAAACAAUGCCCACUUGAGGAUAGUGCCAUUAUCAUCCAGAAUGACUCCCUUCCUGUCAUGAAACCAGUCCACGAUGAGAAGGUGGUGAUCGCUCUUAAUCAUCAUCAGGUGUCAGAAGAGCAGUCAUACUGCAAGUCUGUUGUGAAGAAGCAGCAGGCACAGCUCUGUAAUCUGCCGCGUCAUCACCCUCUAAUUAGAGAGGUGCACAGUGACGAUGAUAUGUACUUUGAUAUGGAGUUUGAGCGAGAAGAGAAAGAGGAGUGGGCCAAGCCGCUAACCCAGCUGUGGCAGUGUCGGCCAUAUAACCCUCAGGCAGAGAGAGAGUACAACAAGCGCAUGGGCCAGCAGCCCCCCUACUGCUCCAUCUGCCUGCUCUUCCACACCUACCAUCAGUCUGAGUCCAGUACUGGCAGCUCCAGUGUGAUGUUGGUGAACCGUCCAGGGGGCCGCCAGUGGUCAAAGCCACUCAUCCCUGAAAUGUGUUUCAACACCCAGUCUAGCAAGGCGAAUGAAAAUGGGGAGGGACAGCUGUCUAACCCUCAUGUAGCAGAGGACGGCACCAGCCGGCUGGUCAGCUGUACUCAGUGCUGCGUCCGUGUACACACAAGUUGCUAUGGCGUAUCUGGGGAUGAGGCAGAGCUUGAUGACUGGCUGUGUGCCCGCUGUGAAGCUGAUGCCAUCACCGAGGACUGCUGUCUGUGUUCCCUGAGGGGGGGCGCUCUGCAGAGAGCCAACAAUGACAAGUGGGUGCAUGUGCUGUGUGCCAUCACUGUGCUGGAAGCUCGCUUUGUCAACGUCACUGAGCGAGGCCCCAUCGACCUCUCUGCAAUCCCACUGCCCCGGUUCAAACUGAAGUGUGCGUACUGCAGGAAACGGAUGAAGAGGGAGGUGAACGGCUGCUGUGUGCAGUGCUCCCAUGGGCGCUGCUCAACAGCGUUUCAUCCCACCUGCGCUCAGGCAGUUGGUAUCCUGAUGCAUCCAGACGACUGGCCGUUCAUAGUCUUCAUCACCUGCCACAGACACAAAGCACCCAUCAUACCUGAGCGCAACAAGGCCUCCAUGCGUGAGCUGACAGUCGGGCAGAAGGUGAUCUGUAAAUCCAGAAACUGCCGUUACUACCACAGCGAAGUGGUGGAACUGACCACGGCUACCUUCUACGAGGUGGUUUUCGACGACGGGUCCUACAGCGACAACCUCUUCCCAGAAGAUAUCCAGAACCGUGACUGCGUACGGCUGGGUCCACCCGCCGAAGGUGACGCUGUUCAAGUGCGAUGGACAGAUGGGUUGAUAUAUGGAGCCAAGUUUAUGGCGUCGCACUCCAUCCCCAUGUACCUGGUGGAGUUUGAGGACGGAUCACAAAUCAGUGUCAAGCGGGAAGACAUUUACACUCUAGACGAGGAUCUGCCCAAGAGAGUCAAGUCACGACUGUCGGUGGCGUCAGACAUGCGUUUCGAGCUCUUCUCACAGGACGACGUCAAGCAGAACUCCAAAAGGCAGCGGGUCAUCAACUCUCGAUACAGAGAAGACUACAUCGAGCCCGUCAUUUACCGAGCCAUCAUGGAGUGAUGUCCAUUUUAUGUUUCCUCUCUCCUCCUGCUUUCCACCUUUCCUCUUUCACCUCACCAAAUCACCACAGAGAGAUUCAGCUUCAGAUCUUUGUUUCUCGAUCUGGCCACUGCUGAUAGGAACGACCAACCACUCCUUCCACCUCCUUUUCUUCCUCCACGGGCUGUCAGGCUACGUAUUUAUAAACUACGGCUGGGACUUUAAAUGACUCUUGUGUGCAUUGAACUAUGUUCUUUGACCUGCGUUUCCCAUCACUCUCUGUAGAUUAUGUUUUCUUCCUCCAUUUCAUUAUUUUUCUCUUUUUUUUCUCAGGAAGAAGCCAUCAAUGAAUUAUUAAAUACAGAAAAGGUUGGACUAUCUAACUGGGGCAAGAUUUAUUUUUUAUUUUUCUACCACCAUAUCUAGCAGCUGUCAAGAAACCGUUUCACAUUACACAAUGGACAUUUUUUCUACCAGUUUCUUCUAUAAAUGACGUUUUGCUCUUGACUGGCGGAUUUAUAUUGUUUUCAUAACUAUUUAUCAUAAUAUUUUGCAGUGAAGAAACAUUUUUGGGAAUGAGGUUUGAAAGGAAGCAUUAAUCAGUUUUUCACUCAUGAAGUGAGGCAGAACUUGGAGACGAUCAGGUGUUGAUCGCAGAAACAAAUUCAUAAAGUACUGCGUGAAGUUGUAACCCCAAAGACAUGAAACAAUAUCUCAAGGUCACCUUUUGACACAUCUUUAGAUUCUACUUAUCACUCCACGCAUCGUAUUAUGUGCAUCAUAAUUAUUUCCCGUCAUAGGUUAUUCAACGUGCGUCUACUGUGAAGAUAGAAGAAAACUAGACAUGUUUGAAAGGCCCGAGCCUUACAUUUCAAAGGGCCAAGCGUACAUUAGUUUUUCUAAAGCUUAUGGUUUAUUAUAACAAUUGUAAUUAAUUAAUGUUAUUACACUUUAUUUAUGCGAGUGCAUUGAGUUUGAAAACAAAACUAUUUUUGUCAUGUCCUUUUCACAAUCUGUAGAAAACCCAAGAUGUAUUUAUAUUUAUUAAAUAGAUAGGUUUUCAGACAUCCUGUUUAAAUUUUGAGACUCGCUUGUCCUGUGUGGCGUUUGGAGGGUGUGAAUGCCGAUCUGGCUCUCUAAGCAAAAAGCACUUAUUUUUUACCUCCUGCCACAGGACAUUUACCAUUUUGUUGACACAUGGCCUCCACUCAGAUUAGAUUUUUUUGUGUGUGUUUCUGAUAAAAGCUAGCUCUAGAGGUGAACAUUGUAACCAGGUUCUAGUUUGAUCCCAAAUAAACAGCAGUAAGAGGA